Messenger RNA from Penaeus vannamei (Pacific white shrimp), 839 nucleotides. The record is from RefSeq and is a predicted model, not a curated record. NCBI's taxonomy places the organism in Eukaryota, Metazoa, Arthropoda, Malacostraca, Decapoda, Penaeidae.
UGUCCUCGACCAAGGUGGGAGGGAAGAUGGCGAGACGACGUCGUGGCUCCUCGGGCUCUGGCGGCGGAUGCGAGGAAGGACUCAAGAACAACAAGAAGGACAAGGACAAAGGACAGAGCGAGAGCAUCGUCCGCUACAGCAACAACAGCGGCGGCGGCGGCGGCGGCGGCGGCGGCGACGAGGCCAACACGAUAGCGACCACGACCGCCUCCGCCACGGACAUCACCGCCGCGACCACGACCACCACAGUUAAGAUAUCGAGCACGACGUCCACGGACGCGGCCGCCACCUCCCUGGGCGCCGGACUCAACCGCGCGCAGCCGAGCGGAGGAGGCGCUGGAGGAGGAGGAGGAGGAGGAGGCGCAGGAGGAGGAGCAGGAGGAGGAGGAGGAGGAGGAGGAGGCGCAGGAGGCGAGGCGGUGCCCACCACAGGCAGCACUUCCGCCUCGGGUACAACGACGGCCGGCCGAGGCAACAACCACCAGCGCUCAAGAAGGUGUUGCUUCUUAUGGUGCUGCUGCUGUCGGUGUUCAUGGCCCACGAUAGAGGAGAUCCGGGCGUGGAGUGAUUCUUUCGAUAAAUUAAUGAAGUGUUCAGGCGGACGUCAAGCGUUCCGGGACUUCCUCAAGUGCGAGUACUCGGAGGAGAACAUUCUGUUCUGGCAAGCGUGCGAGGACCUCAAGGUGGAGAACAACCCAGCUGUGAUCGAGGAGAAGGCCAGGCUCAUCUACGAGGAUUACAUUUCCAUUCUCUCGCCGAAGGAGGUAAGGGCGGCUGCGGGGGCCUCGCGCGCCCUCCUGCUCCUCGUUCGUCUCCCUGUUGACCAGGAUGACCUCUGA